Messenger RNA from Thecamonas trahens ATCC 50062, 1090 nucleotides. RefSeq lists its product as uncharacterized. Lineage: Eukaryota; Apusomonadida; Apusomonadidae. The record is from RefSeq and is a predicted model, not a curated record. The transcript is spliced from 2 exons. Bases 9 to 1082 code for a protein of 357 amino acids.
UUGCCGACAUGGCCCGGGCCUGUGAGUCUGCCCAGUCCGAGGCUGACCAUGCCCGCACCGACCUUGCCGCACUGCAGUCCUCGCACAUGCGUGUGGCCAAGGAACGCGAGGCGCUGGUGGCGGACAACACGGCGCUGGCGCAGCAAGUCCAGGCGCUGUCGGCAGAACUGCAGCGACUGCGCAUGUUCAAGCGAGCGAUCCUGUGCACGCUGAAGGAAGACGAGAGGGCCGAUCCAGGGGUGGUCAGCCACGCCGCGGAGCUUUCGUCGCCACUGCCGUCGAUUGCGGUGGCCGACAGCUACCUCCGGCCGUCGUCGCCACACCGCUCACCACGCCGCUCGCCGCACCGCUCGCCGCACCGCUCGCCGCACCGCUCACCGCGCCGCUCGCCGUCGCCGCAGGUGCUUGACUCGCCCGCGCGCGGGAUCGAGGCCGACGACGACGUCCGGCGUGACCUCUCGCCGCUGAUGGACCGGCUGGCGGCCGAGGCCGAGGCACUCGACACGUCACUGGCCAUGGGCAGCAGCACGCGACCGGCGCCGCGGACUGGCGCACUCGACGCGCACCACUUGCUCAUUGCGGAGAUCGAGCAGUCGAUCACCGACUCGCAGAUCUCGUCGUCGCAGCUGCGGCGGUCGAUCCGAGCCUCACGUGAGGCGCGUGACCCGACGGCCACAUCGUGGAUGCAGGCCGAUGCUGACCCAGAUCCGGCGGCGUCGGCUGCCGGUGCGGCACGCGCAGUCGAGCGCGCGCGAUCGCGCUCGCGCUCGCUGACCCCUGCCCGUCACAACCAGUCGCCAGCUCUCUCGCGGUCGGCGCUCGACACCACCACGGCGUCAGCAGCAUCCGAGGUGGCCAGCGGCGUGCCCAAGCCGGGCUUUAUGGCAUCGGACGCCGGCAAGCUCUUUUUCCGCGAGGCCCGGCUCCGCCUCGACUACGAAGCCUUCAACUCGCUCCUCGAGGCCAUCCGCGAGCUGACCAACCGCACCAAGACCCGGAAUGAGACCCUAGUCUUUGCCUGGAACCUCUUUGGUCCCGACAGCGAGGAUCUGUAUGCCACCUUCAAGGCGCUCCUCGGGUAAAACGGUGA